AGGCAGAUUUCACCCGGACUCGCGCAGUGUCGGCCCGCUCUCUGUGUUGUUGUGAAGAGGUCGAUCAUGGCGUCUGGCUCGGAGGUAUCUGCGCCAGUCAUCAGUGAUGAGCCUGCCGAAACUGCAGCAUCCCAGAAGAGAGAGGAAAGGCUGAGAAAAUUCAGAGAGCUUCAUUUUAAAAGGAAUGAGGCUCGUAAGCUGAAUCAUCAGGAAGUGGUAGAGGAAGACAAGAGGCUGAAGCUUCCCUCAAACUGGGAGGCUAAGAAAGCCCGACUCGAGUAUGAGCUCAUGGUGGAUGCAAAGAAAAAGGAAUGUGCCGAACGUGGGGAGGACUACGAGCGUGUGAAACUGCUCGAGAUCAGCGCCGAGGAUGCUGACCGCUGGGAGAAGAAGAAGAAAAAGAAAAACCCUGACCCCGGCUUCUCAGGAUACGCAGAGGCCCAGCUGAGGCAGUACCAGAGGCUCACCAAGCAGAUCAAGCCUGAUAUGGAGGGCUACGAAAGACAGAGAGAGGAAUAUGGUGAAGAUUUCCACCCCACCUCCAACAGCCUGAUUCACGGAACCCACGUACCUUCUAAAGAGGCCAUCAACCGCAUGCAGGAGGACGUGGAGAAACAAAUUGAGAAACGUUCCAAAUACAGCCGCCGCAGAGCGUACAACGAUGACGCUGACAUCGACUACAUCAAUGAGAGGAACGCCAAGUUCAACAAGAAGGCUGAGCGCUUCUAUGGCAAAUACACCGCGGAGAUCAAACAGAACCUGGAGAGAGGGACAGCAGUGUAAACACCAGUACUGUCACCAUGGACUUCAUUCUUCUUCUAUAUGGCAAGCAGUUGUUAGAUAAAGGGGACAAACUUCUGUUUUCUUGUGUGGUUUUAGUCAGCGUACCUAAACUAUAGAAACUACUAUGGCCUGUGUAUUAUUUGAUAUUAUGAAAGAUGCCUAUUAUACUUAUUAUUUUGAUAUGAAUGCUGAAGGUGUCGAGUAAAAUGGAUGCUUACUUUCUCUCUGUUCUGUUGUGUGAAACCUUCCUGCUACACAUUUUUUGAAUAAAAGAAAUUUCCAUUUUUAAA
Colossoma macropomum (tambaqui) is the source of this 1073-nucleotide messenger RNA. It is a transcript of the gene syf2, whose product is annotated as SYF2 pre-mRNA-splicing factor. Lineage: Eukaryota; Metazoa; Chordata; Actinopteri; Characiformes; Serrasalmidae. The coding region runs from base 67 to 783 and encodes 238 amino acids. The transcript is spliced from 7 exons. Gene Ontology annotation, cellular component: catalytic step 2 spliceosome; post-mRNA release spliceosomal complex; Prp19 complex. The record is from RefSeq and is a predicted model, not a curated record.